Messenger RNA from Protomyces lactucae-debilis, 1290 nucleotides. RefSeq lists its product as uncharacterized. The coding region runs from base 367 to 1272 and encodes 301 amino acids. The transcript has 2 exons. Lineage: Eukaryota; Fungi; Ascomycota; Taphrinomycetes; Taphrinales; Protomycetaceae. The record is from RefSeq and is a predicted model, not a curated record.
CGUCAUCCAUCCCCACAGCAUCGGUACUCAGUAGUUUGACAGCUAAAACAAUGACAUCAGGAGCCAUGGCCCGCACUUGUCAAGCCGCAUAGGCAGAAUGACAUGCAUGACAGGCUGACAGCACAUUGACCCGCCCAGCACUCCACUACCAUGGAUGCUCGUAAUCGCUCCAUAAUAAAAACCUGGCUAGUCAAUGGCCAGGGCAGUCAACGCAUAUGCUGUGUUGCAUCUGAUUGCCAGGUGGCAACAUAUCCAUUCAUAACCAGGAUAAGCCUGGCCUGAAUCAAGAGUCAUGCACAAUAAAAGAGAUAUGGAAGGCAGCGAGGAGCCUUGGAUGACGAAGUAUAUUCGGCCAUCCCAUCUGACAUGUCGCAGAUCUUCCUCGGCUCCCUCUCCAGAUCUAAACUAGAUCUAGACAGAGCACAUCUCCAGCUGCUGAGUCCUGACGACCUGUCCACACAGAUUCACUUUAGAGACAACGAGCGUCACUUCCUCACCCGCUACCUCGGCCCACACUCCGACAGCGACCUCAAUGCACGCUGUCAACAACUCCUCAAUCACGCACAACACCUCGAAGCCUAUACCACCAUUCUCGGCUUGAACUGGCUCCUCCCACAAGUCUCUUUGUUGCCUACUUAUCAAACAUUAGCAAGACGCUUCACAGACCCUUAUCCGCCGGUUGUAUGUGAAUUAGGCGCAGGUAUCGGUACAGAUAUUCGACAGUGUCUGCUGGAUGGACUACCCCGAACACACCUGAUUGCGUCUGAUGUCGUUGCCGGGUACUGGCAGCUCGGCCUUGACUUCUUCAACGACCGAACAACACUCCCCGUCAAAACAUGUUUCUGCAAUGCAGCAGCGCCUGUAAAACAACCGAAUCCACUCGAUCAAUUCAACGGCAGAGUCGAUGCAUUCUACUCACUCAUGGUACUCCAUGUAUUUGAUCAACAAGCAGCAACUGCCUUCCUGGCAAGACAAUUCAACUUGCUUGCACCAGGUGGUCUGUGUUUCGGCACAACGUGUGGUGCACAGAUAGCUAGAGCUUGGCCUGUACGAGGUCAUGAACGGUGGUUAUUCGAUAAAUCUGCAUUACGCGCCUUAUUAGAAUCGUGUGGGUUUGGUGAGGUCGUGGUGGAGGAGACGGUCUUGUCGGCGCGUAUGCGGGAGAUGAUGGAUGCGAAGCGGAGUCAAGUGGAUAAAGAUCCAAUGGAGAAGGAUAUGCUUGUUUUGAGCUUUAGUGGUGUCAAGAUCUUGCCAGAGUGGGCGAGCUGUUGAGUCUGGGGUGUAGUGUGU